ACUAGAUGAAGAUUACAAGCCCCCGCCGAAAAAGCCCGCUCAGCCAUUUUCUGGUUCUGGUCAAAGGCUCGGCAGUCCAGCACCUCAAAUUAUCUCAAGUAGCACACCCGGUACAUAUCCACCAACAUUAACUACAUCAAGUGUUACCGGAACAUCGACGCAGAGAGGAUACGAAUUAGAAAUUGAUGAAUCGUUGCCGAUAACGUCAAUUCAGAUUCGAUUAGGGGAUGGGACAAGGAUGCUUGCUAGAUUCAAUCAUACUCACACGAUUGGGGAUAUUCGCAAUUUUAUUAACGCUUCGAGAGUGGGUGAAUCAUCACGCAGUUACAUCUUACAAACAGCGUUCCCUUCAAAAGAGCUAAAGGAUGAAUCCCAAACCAUAUCCAGUGCGUCUCUUCUUAAUGCCGUUGUUAUUCAACGUUAUACAUAA
This is a messenger RNA of Acaulospora morrowiae, 430 nucleotides long. NCBI's taxonomy places the organism in Eukaryota, Fungi, Glomeromycota, Glomeromycetes, Diversisporales, Acaulosporaceae. The record is from the annotation of a GenBank genome assembly.